Molecule: messenger RNA, 8113 nt
Organism: Coregonus clupeaformis (lake whitefish)
Lineage: Eukaryota; Metazoa; Chordata; Actinopteri; Salmoniformes; Salmonidae
Product: phospholipid-transporting ATPase ABCA3-like
Exons: 31
Coding region: 286-5409 (1707 amino acids)
Biological process (GO): lipid transport; transmembrane transport
Cellular component (GO): membrane; intracellular membrane-bounded organelle
Molecular function (GO): ATP binding; ABC-type transporter activity; ATP hydrolysis activity
Source: RefSeq, a predicted model, not a curated record
CAAUGAAUUCGGCCUUGCACGGUGUCUGGUGCAAUGUCAUCACCUCAGUAACUGGCAUUUACUGAGCAAAAAUACACAGGGCUGUCAACAACACACAUCUACAGGCUAACGAAUGUAACCUCGGGUGUUUAGGCAAAAGUAAACGGAGAGGAAAUGUGAAGCCAUCGUUUUAAUAAAGGAGGAAUUUUAUACGCCGACUAAGGACAGCCCAUGAAGUUCACAUACGGAGCCUUGCUUUUAUAAGGUCCUGCAGUAGUUCUGGUCAGUCUCCAGUCUCCUCUCUAAAUGGCGAUAGCACGCCAGUUUGGAUUACUCCUGUGGAAGAACUACAUUCAGCAGAAGCGUCAGAUCCUGGUGACUCUCGUGGAGAUCGCCCUGCCCCUGCUCUUCGCGGGCAUCCUCAUUGUGCUGCGUCAGCGCGUGCCCUUCAAGGACUACCCCAACGCCACCCUCUACCAGAGCUUCUCUGUGGAUGGCCUGCCCAACCCACUGGACCAGUUCUACCAUCACUACCAGUUGGCCUACGUGCCGGGCAACGCCAGUGUGGUGCGGAGGGUGGCGGAGGACGUGCAGCGCAGCCUAGGCCCCGCCAUCAGUUCAGUGCGUGGGUUUGAGACGGAGGAGCAGUUUGAGGACUUUGUGAGGAAGGACCCUCUGUCUCGGAAGGUUCUGGCUGCUGUGGUGUUUGAGCACUCCUUCACUCACGAUGACGAGCCACUGCCCCAACAGGUCAGCUACCACCUACGGUUCACCUUUAGUCCCCGUAACGCCCCGGCCAAGGAGAAGUCUGAGCUAAACAUCAACAAUGACUUUGACUGGCACACCCUCAACCUGUUCCCCCUCUUCCAACUUCCCGGUCCCAGGGAGCAGUACGACCUCCAGGGGGGCACGCCCGGUUACUUCCGCGAGGGCUUCCUGGCGGUGCAGCAUGCGGUCAACCGGGCCAUCAUGCGUUCCUAUAACAGCACGGGAGCAGCCUGGCUCCUCUCCCGCACCCGGGUGGUCCUCCGCCGGUUCCCCUUCCCACCGUUCAUCUACGACGUGUUCAUACUGGCCAUCCAGAACCAGCUGCCCCUCCUCCUGGUGCUCAGCCUCACCUACACCUCCCUGAACAUCGUGAGGGCCGUGGUGCAGGAGAAGGAGAGGAAGCUCAAGGAGUACAUGCGGAUGAUGGGCCUCAGUAACUGGCUGCACUGGAUGGCCUGGUUCCUCAUGUUCUUCCUCUUCCUCUCCAUCUCCAUGUUCUUCGUCACGCUGCUCUUCUGCAUCAAGGUCAGCCCUAAUGGAGCUGUGUUGACCUAUAGUGACCCCACCCUGGUAUUAGUCUUCCUGCUCGUCUUCGCCGUGGCAACCAUCAACUUCAGCUUCAUGAUCAGUGCCUUCUUCUCAAGAGCCAACGUGGCGGCGGCGGCGGGAGGCUUCAUCUACUUCCUGUCCUACCUGCCGUACCUGUUCCUGUGGCCUCGCUACGACCUGCUUAGCCACGCCCAGAAGGUGUCCGCCUGCCUCAUCUCCAAUGUGGCCAUGGCCAUGGGAGCGCAGCUACUGGGCAUGUUUGAGGGCAAAGGCACGGGGAUCCAGUGGUGUAACCUGUUUGAGCCGGUGACAGUGGACGAUGACUUCUCCCUGGCCCAGGUGCUGGGGCUGCUGCUGCUGGAUGCCCUGCUCUAUGGUCUGGUGGCCUGGUACGUGGAGGCUGUGUUCCCAGGGGAGUACGGAGUCCCCCUGCCCUGCUACUUCUUCCUACUGCCAUCCUACUGGUGCAGUAGCCCCCGCAUGGCCAUGGAGAAGGAAGAGGAGGACGUGGAGAAGGCACUGAAGGGAGAGUUCAUUGAGGAGGAGCCAGCCGGCCUGGUCUCAGGAGUCAAGAUCAAACACCUGAACAAGGAGUUCAAAGUGGGUAACAAGACGUGGCAGGCUGUCAAGGACCUGACGGUGAACAUGUUCGAGGGCCAGAUCACGGUUCUGCUGGGGCACAAUGGAGCCGGAAAGACGACCACACUGUCCAUGCUGACAGGUCUGUUUCCUCCCAGCAGUGGCAGGGCAUACAUUAACGGCUAUGACAUCUGUCAGGACAUGGCUCUGAUUCGCCACAGCCUGGGCCUGUGUCCGCAGCACGACGUGCUCUUUGACAACCUCACUGUCCGGGAGCACCUGCUCUUCUACGCACAGCUGAAGGGGUAUUCCCAGGAGAAGAUUCCGGCGGAAGUGGACCGGAUCAUCAGGAUCCUGAACCUGGAGGACAAACGGCAUUCCCACUCCAAGACCCUGUCAGGUGGGAUGAAGAGGAAACUAUCCAUCGGCAUCGGCCUCAUCGGAGACUCCAAGGUGGUGAUGCUGGAUGAGCCCACGUCGGGCAUGGACCCGUCGGCGCGGCGGGCCACCUGGGACCUGCUCCAGGGCGAGAAACGCGGGCGCACCAUCCUGCUGACUACGCACUUCAUGGACGAGGCCGACCUGCUGGGGGACCGUAUAGCCAUCAUGGCCGGGGGAGAGCUGCAGUGCUGCGGGUCGCCGCUGUUUCUCAAGAACAAAUACGGUGCUGGCUACCACAUGGUGAUCGUGAAGGACGCGCUGUGCAACGUGUCUGAGAUCACACGGCUGGUCCACAUGUACGUUCCCAAUGCCACGCUGGAGAGCAGUGCCGGGGCUGAGCUCUCAUACAUACUGCCCAAAGAGAGCACCAACAGGUUUGAGCUGCUGUUUGCAGAGCUGGAGAUGAACAGAGAGGAGCUGGGCAUCGCCAGCUAUGGAGCCUCUGUCACCACCAUGGAGGAGGUCUUCCUCAGAGUGGGGAAGCUGGUGGAUUCUAGCCUGGACAUCCAGGCCAUCCAGCUGCCGGCGCUGCAGUACCAACACGAGAGACGCUCCCACGACUGGACCUUGGACGACGCCAGCAGCUACAGCGCCAUGACCGACGUUACCGACUUCACUGACAGCGGCACGCUCAUCUCUGAGGACUGCUCCAACAUCAAGCUCAACACAGGGGCCAGACUGUACAUGCAGCAGUUCUAUGCCAUGUUCCUGAAGCGGGCGCUCUAUAGCUGGAGGAACUGGAAGGUGAUUGUUGCCCAGUUCCUGGUGCCCCUGGUGUUCACCGUGCUGGCCCUGGUGGUGGCGAAGACCUUCCCCGGGCGCCACGACUCACCGCAGUUGAGGCUGGCACUGGGCCACUACGGGCCCACCACCGUACCCGUGGCCCUGGAGCCCGGCAAGGGACCUCUGGCAAUCGCCCUGGCACAGGUGUAUUCCUCGCAAUUGGCCGCCCAGAAAGCCCAGGAUGUCAAUAUUAGCGACUUCACUGAGUACGUGCUCACCAAGACCGAGGAGGAGGGCGGGGCAUUCAACGAGCGCUGCGUGGUGGGUGCAUCGUUCUGCGGCGGCACGGGGAAGUUCGCCGAGGUCACGGCCUACUUCAAUAACCAGGGCUACCACACGGCCGCCACGGCCCUGAUGAUGGUGGACAAUACCCUGUUCAAGAUGCUGGCCGGGCCCAACGCCGCGAUUAUGACGGGAAACAUGCCAAUGCCCCGCAACGUCUCCGAGAGUGCUCAGAGUCAGCUGACAGAAGGUCAGACGGGAUUCGCCAUCGCCAUCAACCUGAUGUACGGUAUGGCGUCCCUGUCCAGCACCUUCGCCCUGCUCCUGGUCACCGAGCGCUCAAUCAAAUCCAAGCACGUGCAGCAGGUCAGCGGCGUCUACCUCUCCAACUUCUGGUUCUCUGCACUGCUCUGGGACCUGGUCAACUUCUUCCUGCCCUGCGUGCUCAUGCUGGUGGUGUUCCGGGCGUUUGCGGUCAAGGCCUUCGUAGCGGACAACCACCUGGUUGACGUGUUAUUACUCCUGCUGCUAUACGGCUGGGCCGUCAUCCCCCUCAUGUACCUGCUCAGCUUCCUGUUCUCCACUGCCGCCUCCGCAUACACCCGCCUCACCAUUUUCAACAUCAUCAGCGGCACCGCCACCUUCCUCACCGUCACCAUCAUGACCAUCCCAGAGCUAAAGCUACAGGACCUGUCUCGUAUCCUGGACAAGGUGUUCCUGCUCUUCCCUAACUACUGCCUGGGCAUGUCCUUCAGCCAAUUCUACCAGAACUACCAGUUCAUCACCUUCUGCACCUCCAACCCCAUGGCCACGGGCGUCUGCCGUUUAUUGAACAUCACGUACCAGGAGAACUACUUCUCCAUGUCGGAGCCGGGGGUGGGCCGUUUCCUGGUGGCCCUGUCCCUGCAGGGUGUAGUCUUCAUCACCCUCCUCUUCAUCAUCGAGAUGCAGUGUGUCAAAACCCUCCGCCGCUUCCUCACCCACCUCGCCAGGAGACGUAAACAGCUGCCUCUGAUAGGGGAUGUGGCCCUACUGCCGGAGGACAGGGACGUAGCGGAGGAGAGGAAGAGGGUUCUGGAGUGUCAGCCCAUAGUAGAGUCUAUGGUGGGGAGCCCUCUCAUACUGCAGGACCUCAGCAAGGUCUACAGCAGUGGUGAAACAGCAUUGGCGGUAGACAGACUCUCUCUAGCAGUGGGGAAAGGAGAGUGUUUUGGCCUGCUGGGUUUCAAUGGAGCAGGGAAGACCACCACCUUCAAGAUGCUCACAGGGGACGAGACCGUCACCUCUGGUGAUGCCUACAUUGACGGCUACAGCAUCCUGAGGGAUGUCAAGAAGGUACAGCAGCGGAUUGGCUAUUGCCCGCAGUUCGACGCUGUCCUGGAUCACAUGACAGGAAGAGAAACGCUGUGCAUGUACGCUAGGCUCCGGGGGAUACCAGAGAAAUACGUGUCGGGCUGCGUGGAGAACGUGCUACGGUCCUUACUACUAGAUCCCCAUGCUGACAAACUGUGCCGCAGCUACAGUGGGGGCAAUAAGAGGAAGCUGAGUGCGGCUGUGGCUCUGAUUGGCGGACCCCCGGUCAUCUUCCUGGACGAGCCAUCCACCGGCAUGGACCCAGUUGCUAGGCGACUGCUGUGGGACGCCGUGACGCGCACCCGAGAGUCUGGAAAGGCCAUCAUCAUCACUUCUCACAGUAUGGAGGAAUGCGAGGCCCUGUGCACCAGGCUGGCUGUGAUGGUGAACGGUCAGUUUAAGUGUCUGGGCAGUCCCCAGCACCUGAAGAGUAAGUUUGGCAGCGGCUACACACUGCUGGCUAAAGUACGAGUCGACAAGGAGGUGGAGGACAGCGACCUGCAACUCUUCAAGGACUUCAUCGAGAGCACCUUCCCAGGAAGUCUACUGGCAGAUGAACACCAGGGUAUGGUGCACUACCACUUGACUGACAAGACUCUCACCUGGGCACAGGUGUUUGGCACCCUGGAGGCAGCCAAAGAGAAGUACAACAUCGACGACUACGCUGUGAGCCAGAUCUCCCUGGAACAGGUGUUCCUCAGCUUCGCCCAGUUCCAGCACUGCAGCAGGAAAUAGAUGGAGCGAGGAGGAAGAAGAGGGGGGGAGCUCCAUCUCUCUGUUUCUCUCUCUUUCUCUCUGUCCAUCCGUCGUGUGCAUCUCUCCACUCUGUGUGGAUGACCUGUGUACAUGGACUCGACUAUGUGACGCGCCACUGAGCUAUGCUCAGCUCUUGAUCUACACACACUUACAUACAUAUACACAGACAGACAGACACUGUGCAGUGAUGGAGCAGAGGUUGAAUCCCUGGACACCUGGACUUCAACGUGGCCGUGUUCUUGGACCGCCACACAGACUGGACACGUUGAUCCAAGCCUGGGUCUUAACCAUCAACCACUCCUUUCUCUUCUGUUCAAUCAGUUUGUGUGUGUUGGACAUUUAGGCCAGUCCAGAGGGAAUGUUAGGGAGUUUGGUUUAGGGGGGGGGUCUGCUAUAUGACCAAGUAACCAAUCUUAGAUGUUACAUAUUUCUUGUCUUUGACGUUAAAAGACCAUGUAUACCACUGGAUACCACUGGAUACCACUGGAUACCACUGGAUAUGAGUGGUCUACUGAGAGUCUACUGUGUGACAGACAGGGUUGCCUCCUUUUGUGCACUUGUAUGCAGUGUUGUGUUAUUUAUGAUUUUUGUCUCCUCAUAUGAUUCUUACUUUGGUCCUAAAGAAUUGUGCCCAGUGGGUAUUGUUCGUCACUGAUAUGAUUGAAAUAUACAAUGAAGCAUUUCAAGUGAGGCAAUUGUAAAACAAAUCAACACAAUGGUAGUAGCCCUUAUAGCCUUAUCAGAAACUAUUGAAAGGGUGGAUUUUUUUUUUUUUUUUUGGGUAAAUGCCAUGCGCUAACGCUUGCUCAUCCUUUUUGGUCAGAUGUAAAUGAUGUAAUAGAUUCAUGGUACUGAAGCCACUUCCUGUAGGAAAUCAUUAGAUUGGUUUGCAGAAACGUUGCAGGAACGUUAGCUAACAAUUGCAUAUCUGAAAUAACAACAACCUCUCUGCACUGCAUUGCAUGGCACAAAAAAAAUUUGCUUGGUAUUGAGAUGCCCUCAAACCAUCAUCAAAAUUCCUAAUUGCAAGAUUCACAAAGAAAAAAUGUCUCUCGAAGGAUUUGAGCAUGUUGGACUGUUUGGUUCCUAUGCUUAGCAUUGGGUCUGUCCACUGACUGAAGCACAACUUCCCUUUCUAAGGGCUACAGUAAGUUUGAUGCAGUGUCAUAGUUACAGAAUCACUAAAUACACCUGUUGAGUUAUAUAUUGGUGAACAUGUUGUCAUUCCUGACCUAUAACAGUUAAUUAUUUGACUUUAAGGGAUAGGUCAACGACUUUGUAAAAUGUGAAAUCGCUGAACUAUCCCUUAAAGUGAGGCAUAUUUUGGUUUGUUUACCCACACAAAUGUAACUGCAGCUUAAGCAUUCCAUGUUAACUUUAUUUGUUUGUGUGCUGUCCCUUGACUGCUGUCAAUUAUACUACUACAGUACUACAAUGUUAUUCCUGAAGGCUGAAACAAAAUGACGUUUUUGCUUAUGAAUGUGUAGAUGCAUUACAGCUAUGGACCAAUGCACUGUUACAUCCUCUUAAUAUAGAGCUUAGAGUACUUUACUAUAGAGUAAAGUAACACACCGUCCACUCAACAAAUCAGUCACCUUUUUCCGUCCAUUGGCUGUUGUUCUUUUCAUUUGCAAAGCCUUUCUUAAUGUAAUUGAAUGAAGAGGUUGAAUGAAGCGAAUGCAAGGUUUAAAGACAGUAGCUUCCACUGGAAUGAAAGUAUUUCUGUCCAGACAGAGAAUUCCUGCUUCUUCUUGUCCCAGCAUUCCAUUUAUUUAUUAUUUUUGCUUUGUGGAAAAUGAUUAGGCCUAGUCCAAUAUUUACUCCUCUUGUGUCUAGACAUGCUAACUCUCCUAUGUUAUCCCAAUGCUACACUGGUCGAUGUGGUUAUGUAUCUGAACUAUCAACAGUAAUCAUGGGAGAAUAGUGUAAACGUCUUAAAGGGAUAGUUUUUUGUUGACGUUUCUUACAAAAGUGAACUGUCCCUUUUAAAAUAAUGUUUCUGAUAAUGGUUAACUUAUCAAUGCAACUGACUGUAAAACAGCCUCACACAUGUGAGAGUCAUUGUAACUUGUGAAGAAACGACCAUGGUCUUGUAUUGCUUUCUGAACUGAUGUUAUUGUUAACAAACACCUAUGUAUUGCUGAAGGUGACAUUCCUACUCAUAGCUCACUCAAUCUAACGAGUUGACGCUGUCUUUUUUUAAAAGCACUCUUGAAGUGAACCACUGUAACAAUAGCUGUUUCUGGGAUGGUUGAACUUAAGCAACUGCGUAGGAUAGUUGACAAACUGAUAGUUAGGUGGUUACAGACAACACUUAUUUAGAGGCAGACGUUCAUGCUUGGAAGACAAAAAGUAGGGCUUAUUGAUUAUACAGGGCUCUGUCCUGACAAAUUAUGUUUUUGUUACGUUUCUACAUAUCAUAUAGAUGCACAGUUCACCUAUAUGGACAUGUCUUACAUCUACUUCUUGAGAAUCAACCCAAAUGUCACAUUUUGAGUUAAGUUAAAGAGAACUUGAAAACAUUGUGAUGAUGAUGCAAAUGAUUAGGAUAAAGUACAAUGUAUCAUAUUUAAAAAAGGGAAUCUUCAUCAUUGAAAUCGUAUGUACUGUAUCAUGGAACUAACCUUGUCUACUGUAUAAUACUGCUAUUCUUUUUUUAAUUAAAUUUGCUCUAUGCAAAUAG